AAACUCCAGUAAUGCCCGUGGUAGCUAAGCAACAAGUACGCUAAAAUGACGUAACACGUAGAAGUGCGUUGUCUCUAUGGCUGCAGAGCAGGCACAGACUGACCUCAGAUAGCACGCUGUUUGAUACUACGUUCAGUUCAGAUAAGGUGGCCUGAUGUAUCACAAGGAGAGGAGCAUCCAGAUUAAAAACAGCGCCUCGGCGUUGUACAACAACCUCGACGUGCUGCGCAUCGCACCGACGCGCCUCACCUACUUCACGGUAGUCCAUGCUAACGUGGUCAACAUGGUCAGCGCGUCCUGGGAUGGUCUCAACUACUCCCACCGUCAGCUGCAGUCCAAGGAGCCCAAUGUGGCCACAAGCACAUCGCUCAUCAUGCAGGCCGCUUUCUGUGUUCUGCCAUCUCGUGAUUUGCUGGUGGUGACAUCUCAGAAGGGCAUCCAGAUGUAUGAAUCUGAUGGCUCUAUCAUGGUGUACUGGCAUGCAUUGGAUACACCUGAAACACCUACAGGAAGUAAUAUCACCUUGUCUGAAGUCCUGGAAGAGCACAAGGAGUCAAUUACUGAUAUAGCAUCAGAGUGUUCUGGCUGCCAGAGCUACAUAGCUAACUUGGUAACAGCUGAUGAUGGGGGCACCUUGUGUGUAUGGAAGUCUGGGGAGGAAUUUCAACUUCUCAACAAGAUCUCUGGCUUUGACGUGACUUGCUCAUCUGUCAAGUUGUGGAAAGGCACAGUGGUGGCAGGUUAUGGCACGGGCCUUAUCCGACUCUAUGAGGCAAUAACAGGCAUUCUGCAUGCUGAAGUCAACGCUCAUGCUCGCUGGAUAUACUCACUGGACAUUGCUCCAUUUUCCGGACUGCUCCUGUCUGCUGCUGAGGACUCCUUUGUCAGGGUGUGGAAUGUUACUAUGACACCAGAAACCAACAGUGUGGAGAUUGGCCAUUUGCAUAACGAGUGUGUGACGGAUACACAAAUCUGCGGGGCUAAGUUCUGUGAUAGCGACGGCUAUGCUUUUGCAGUGACCGGCUAUGACCUGAGUGAAAUCAUACGCUAUGUACAGACAUAGGUCUUUGCAGUCAUUGUAGCCAGCUGUAUGAAUGUGAAUUUGGUAGAGAUAUAGAUAUGUAUCAUAUACUGAACAUAGCCCUUUUUGGGGGCAGAUCAUAACAAUAAUGGCUUCCUGUUUUUAUCUCUUCAGAAGUUAGAGGCAGAUUGCUAAACGACAAGAUAAUGCAGUGUAUUUCAAGUGUUUGUACAUAUGUUGUAUACAUACUUAUGUGGAUUUAGCAGACACAAAUAAAUGUGUCAGACAUAAUUUAUUACUUAGAAUAAACUCUU
Menidia menidia (Atlantic silverside) is the source of this 1335-nucleotide messenger RNA. Lineage: Eukaryota; Metazoa; Chordata; Actinopteri; Atheriniformes; Atherinopsidae. The record is from the annotation of a GenBank genome assembly.